Messenger RNA from Dreissena polymorpha, 1473 nucleotides. RefSeq names its product aquaporin AQPAe.a-like. Gene Ontology annotation, molecular function: water channel activity. The record is from RefSeq and is a predicted model, not a curated record. The coding region runs from base 249 to 1133 and encodes 294 amino acids. Gene Ontology annotation, cellular component: plasma membrane. Gene Ontology annotation, biological process: transmembrane transport. The transcript has 3 exons. Lineage: Eukaryota; Metazoa; Mollusca; Bivalvia; Myida; Dreissenidae.
UCAAACUCGAAAUAAGCGGAUCGCUGUUUGAUCUUUUGAACUGUAUCAUGUUUAGUAUCGAAUCAUUACACACAUAUUUACGUAUUGCCGAAGGAACUUACAAUUAUGGGUCAGCAUCAUUCAUAAGCACUCACACUAACUUGCAGAUAUUUUAUAGAAAGCUUAACAUAAGUCAUUGAUAGUGAAUCCUUUUAAUUCGAUAGUGAAUGUGCUAAAUGCGAUAGUGAAUGAGUUUAAUGUAAUAGUGAAUGGCAACCACUGAGCAACCAGAUUUUAAUGAAACGUACAAUGGACUCCUAGGGAUAUUUAAGAGGGAAAUAAUUGAUUUCAAAAGCCUAAAUUUCUGGCGAGCAUUAUUCUCAGAAUUUGUUGGAACUUUUAUUGCGUGUUUCUACACAAUCUCUUUCGGACUCUAUGAUCCGGAUAAUGAAAAACUUCCAGAUUCAAUUGUGUUGGCCGUUGGCACAUCUUUCAUCGUUGCAGCGCUCGGAAACACGCUAGCUAACGUCAGUGGUGGUCAUAUUAACCCAUCCGUGUCACUUGGUUUUCUUGUCGACGGCCAAAUAACGGUGUUAAGGUUCAUUUUCUACAGUAUUUCUCAAUGCUCUGCAAGCGUAGUAGCAGUAUUACUAGUGAAAAAGCUAACACCCCAAGACUUACAUGGAAACCUUGGUUUACAUAUUCCCGGAAGUGACGUCACACCCGUGCAGGCGUUACUUGUCGAGUUUCUGAUAACUUUUGUGUUGCUGUUUGGGACGUUUGCUUUCAUUGACAAAAACAGAACCGAUGUGACAUCACCGGCAGCAUUGUACGUGGGUCUGAUAGCAGGAGCCAACACACUGUGUGCGAGGCGCAUUUCGGGCGGCUGCAUGAAUCCUGCAAGAAAUUUUGGCCCAGCAAUCGUAACUGGGAAGAUGAGUCAACAGUGGAUCUACUGGGUUGGGUGUCUGCUGGGCGCAGUAGCGGGAACUAUGACGUAUACUCAGCUAUUCUCGGCAAAAGUCAUCAGUUCAAACACCGUUGCCAUGUGUCGAAGAAGACCUACCGUGUGUGAACAAGCAAAGACUGACGCGGAGUUAGAGAAACUUAUCAAUACGCGUCAACGCGUUGUGAAUCGAAGCCUUAAUAUAUAGUUGUUUUCGGUUUUAGUAUGGAUUCGAUCAAAGAUCUAAGAUGUUUCUUGAUAUAGUUAAUGGUUUAUUCAAUAUAUACAAUAGGCAUACAGCCCAUGAUCAAAACAUAUUAACAUAUAUAAAAGCAUGACAUGUGAUCAGUAUUGAAUUUCAAAAGUUGUUAAAUUAAGUAUCAGUACAUGAAAAGGUUUUGGACAAUAUACUUUUUGGAUUACAGCAUUAAGGAUCUAUUUAACAAUCCUAUGAUGUUAAUAUCAAAAACAACAACGACGAAUCUACAAAAAAGCGAGAAGUCAAGUUUGAGUAAUGAAUUCUAUACAAUAAAUCAUAAUAACAUGUA